Messenger RNA from Gopherus evgoodei (Goodes thornscrub tortoise), 1787 nucleotides. RefSeq names its product chromosome 13 C12orf43 homolog (gene C13H12orf43). The record is from RefSeq and is a predicted model, not a curated record. Gene Ontology annotation, biological process: Wnt signaling pathway; Spemann organizer formation; negative regulation of Wnt signaling pathway. The transcript is spliced from 6 exons. Lineage: Eukaryota; Metazoa; Chordata; Testudines; Testudinidae. The coding region runs from base 234 to 1052 and encodes 272 amino acids.
CAUUCAGAAGGGAUCACUGCAGAGGGAGAUACAAACAUGGCCCCCCAAACCAGCCCUGCGGAGGAAGUGCAGCUCGUCACUCUCUCACCCCGUCCACCUUAGGGAGAGGCGAGGGUUGUGGAGUCUCCCCGCCAGAGCAGGAACUUGCAAACGCAUGGGCUCAGCAGAAGGCUCUCGGUCCUCUGUCACUGUGGCCUGGACUACAAGUCCCAGGAUGCUAUGCGGUUUCCAAGAUGGCCGCGCCCCUGGGUGGCUGUGGCGCGAAUGUUUCGGACUCGGACAGCAGCAGCAGCAGCGCGGAGGACUUGGAGCGAUUUCGCGAGGCCGUCUGGGACCUGGCUGGGCAGCGGUCGGCGGUGGUUCGGCCUCAGCCCGGCAGCGGUUGCUUUGGGAAGGACAAAUUACUACCAGUUCAGCCUAGUCUCAGACAGAAGGUGAAUGACCAUGACAAAGAUGGCAACGAAUUACAGACCACACCAGAGUUCAGAGCACAUGUUGCAAAGAAACUGGGAACAAUGUUAGACAGCUACAUCACUGUAUUGGAGGAUUCAUCAGGUCCUGCACAGACUUCCAUGCAAACAGCUGACUCUGAAGAUGACGGCUUUCGCCUAUUGUCUUCAUCUGUUCCAGGAGAUUGUGGGAAAUCCAAACCUCUGCUCUCAGCCAAGAGGCGACGACCUUCCAGUUCUAGUGAGCUGGACAGUGACCAGGAAUGGCAGAAAUACCAAGAGGCUGCUGUGUCAGCAGCAGAUAUCUUGAAGCAAAGUGCUUUUUCUGUGAUGCCUCCAGAUUCCAGCCAGGUUCACAAGCAGGAGUGCACAGAGCACAACCAAAAGAAGAAAAAGAAAAGGAAGAAGAAAGCUAGAGGUGAACAUAAUAAUGAACAGAAGACAGCAGGAUGUGACCAGAUCAGCAGCAAGACUCUAUCAUCCAUUGAUGGAGAGUGCACGAGGCAAGAAGGCAGAUGUACAGAGGAAACAACAUUGCCUAAUGUGGUGAAGAAGAAGAAAAAGAUUAUCAGAAAAGAAGCAAAUGAUGAUUCUGCUCUAUGAACCACAUAUGGUCAGGAUGGAAGAAGGAUGGUGAAAAGUUAACAAAGGUAGUUCCUGCACAUUGUCCUCUGCUGGAAAUGUGGGGAAACAAUUGGCAAAGCUUUUGUUUUAGGGGAGUCAAAGGAGUAAGAGUUUAAGUGACUGCCCUUGUUGAGGCAUCCCUUGGGGAACUCCCCUUUUCCAUUCCAUCACAAACCAAUUACUUGCAUUGCUGGUUAUGCAGACCUUGCAUUGAGGGAUUUGGGCGAUACAGGGACAUAUUAGAAUCACCUCUGCCCUGGUCGGAUCCUUCUAUGUAUCCAGCCCAAAUCCUGUGCCCUGGAGCUAGUGCACGUGUGCGAUAAACUGAUUUUGGUGGAGAUGGUGGCAGAAGAUCAGUUUCUACUUCACCUCUCCAACACCUGCUGCCAGAACCAUGGGAGAAACAGCUCCAGGUUGUGAGAGAGACUGACUCAUCCAUAAAUAUCAUGGCAAAUCUUGGGGACCCACCUGCCUCUCUUAAAAUCACCAGAAGUAUGUUACCGAAACCUGAUGUGUUACUAAUUCCCAUGGAAUAUACACCUCUCCAGGGGUCCUGUGCAGAACUAUAAAAAGAUUGUGCAAUGGUAUCACUUAAUUGUUAUAAGCAGGUAUUUCUUUCAAAACUGUCUCCCUCGAUGCUUUAUUUUCAUGGUAUUACAUCUGCCAGUGUGCAGUAGAAUUCAAUAACAAUAAAUGCCUCGUAGUCUCAUUCGA